Molecule: messenger RNA, 786 nt
Organism: Caenorhabditis briggsae
Lineage: Eukaryota; Metazoa; Nematoda; Chromadorea; Rhabditida; Rhabditidae
Exons: 2
Coding region: 1-786 (261 amino acids)
Source: RefSeq, a predicted model, not a curated record
AUGGUUUUGAUGAACAUUCAUGAAAAUGAAAAGGAAACCAGAAUAGGAAAAGCCAUUUUGUUGAUUGGUGGUUCUCUUGUUGUUUUGAUUGUAGUUUUGGGUUCCUACGCUCUUGAUGCUUUACGCCGUCGCCGAAAAGCUUGGAAAUUCCAAAAGAUCACAAAAGAACCAAAACGUCCAAAAUGGGUUUCUCUUUACGAUCUGUCAAUGAUAAAGAAAUCAGAAGUUGGAAGAUUCGCGAUUUAUACAAAGUACUUCAUCCGGCGAAUGGAAAAACAAAGAAAAAAUGAAGUUUGGAAGGAUAGAUCAAAAAGGAUUACGGAAAAGAUACGAAAAAUUUUGGAUCAACACUUUGAUAACGAGAAAAUCGAUUUGGAUGUGAUUCCAGACUCUACAGUCAUUCUGUGUAUUGCAAUGCCGAAUUUCAAGAACAGAUGUAUUCCUGGAGAUUUUGAUGCGAUUCAAAAAGGACCAGAUGAUAGUUAUUAUGAGUAUCAAAUGAUUGGAGAUGACAGAAUUGAAGCUUGCUAUUACAAUGUGGAUGGAAAGAGAUAUGUAGCUGGAAUUUGUAUUUAUAUGGAGAACCCGUAUCAGCAAUCUUAUCAAUAUCACACUUCGAUCAUUUUAAAAUUGUUGAGAGGACCUGUAUAUGUUCCAAAGGAGGGAUUGGAUGUUGUUGCUGUUUCGAAUGUCAAUGAGACGAGUGCAACGAUGGAAACAUUGAUUUCCAAAGAAAUUGAAAACCAAAAUGAAUAUUCAGUAGAUAACCAAACAUUGCUAAAUUAG